AAAUGCUCAUCUUUAUCCAGAACGACGCCUGAAAAAGUAACCAGAAAUCCAAACUGAAAUAAUCCCUUCUUUCGUGAAAACUUUUUUUUUUUAAUUUUCCCGCCACCACCAGCACUGAAUUUAAAAAAAGAGAUCGAAACAAUGAACCAUUUAUCACUAUCUAUUCCAAACUGUCACAACAGCAUCAUCAUCAGAAUCGAUAAUGCUUCCUCAAUUAUCCAUCGCAAUUCCCCAAUUAGCUUCACAAUUCAAUCCUCAUCUAAUCCACUACGGCCCCGUUUUACACGCACCGUUUCAAGAUCUCAUUCUCCUCCUUCAAAUCCACAAAACAGCUCACAACAAGGUGAUGAAAAUGACCCCGAAUCCCAUGUUGAAACCCUGCGCGUUCCUGACCACUGGUUACUCCCUCCUAACGCACUACAGGAAUCGGAAUGGCUUAGGGUUACGCUACACAAAUGGCUUGAUGACGAGUACUGUCCAGAGGAAACUAAUAUAGAAAUAAGCAAGGUUGCUGCAAGGUCAUAUUAGGAGUGUUUGGUAGAGAAACGGAAUGACCUAGGUGAGAUUUUGUUGAGGAUGGCUAGAGAUUUGGAAUCUAUUUCUUAUCAAGAAAGUUUUCAUGGCGCAUUCUCCUCAGCUAAUGCUGCUGUUAAUUUGAUUGCCCAACGUAUAGAGUUUCUUCAAGAUUGAUGCAAGCUUAAUACGUGCAUAAGAAAAUCAGUACAGUCAAGGUGCAUUUCACAACAACAAACACCAAAGUUGAGAAGAUUUGAAAUCAUUCGCUCUCUGCCUUGCAAGUAAGAGUAAUUUUUGGAUAAAUAUGUCGUAUUGAUUUUGAUACAAUGGAAAGAGUCCACUUGAUCUGAAACUGAAAUAACGUUUUCAUGAUAUAGCAACUCCUGAUAAUGAAAAUUUUCAUUUCUAGACAUGCUAUGAUGAUUGAUGAGGGUGCCCAUACGGCAAGGCAGAUGUAUUAGUUUCACUUUCAGGUGCAUGCCUGUGCUAUUAUUCGUUUGAUGCCUCAUAAAUGAUUAAACUACCUUGUACGUUUAAUAGUUUAAUGAUUUGACAUCUUAUCUACACUGGAAUUAUUCAGGAGUUAAAAAUCUCUCUUUCUUUUACUAAAAGGUGUUAGACUUUUCUUAAAGUUUUAUUAAUUUAUAUAGAAAGGGGGAAGGGACUCCGAGGUUUUUCCUA
Messenger RNA from Ricinus communis (castor bean), 1197 nucleotides. RefSeq lists its product as uncharacterized. Lineage: Eukaryota; Viridiplantae; Streptophyta; Magnoliopsida; Malpighiales; Euphorbiaceae. The record is from RefSeq and is a predicted model, not a curated record. The transcript has 3 exons.